Lasiosphaeria miniovina is the source of this 864-nucleotide messenger RNA. Its product is annotated as N-terminal domain of NEFA-interacting nuclear protein NIP30-domain-containing protein. The record is from RefSeq and is a predicted model, not a curated record. The transcript has a single exon. The coding region runs from base 1 to 864 and encodes 287 amino acids. Lineage: Eukaryota; Fungi; Ascomycota; Sordariomycetes; Sordariales; Lasiosphaeriaceae. Gene Ontology annotation, cellular component: nucleus.
AUGGCAUCGCGCUUUGUCUCGGCUGGCGCUAUCGAUGCUGCCACGGGCGAGGCAACAGCCGCUGCGGCCCCGCCGCCGGCGUCGUCCGACAACACGGACCGGAAGGGCAACGAGUGGCUCGAGGUGACCAAGCAGCUCGAGGCCGACCGGCGGCGGCGCGACGAGGCGCGCCAGGCCGCCGCCACCGCCGCCGGCCCCAAUGGCGAGCGCACACUGUUCGACGUACUGCAGGCGAACAAGGCCGCCAAGCAAGCCGCCUUCGAGGAGGCCCACCGCAUCCGCAACCAGUUCCGCGCGCUCGACGACGACGAGAUUGACUUUCUCGACGACGUGCGCGCCAGCCGCCGCGCCGACGAGGAGCGCCUGCGCCGCGAGACCGAGGCCGGCCUGCAGGCGUUCCGCGCUGCCCAGAUGAAGACGGCCGCUACUGCUGGUGGUGGUUCUACGUCGCUGGACGCGCUAGACGGCACCGGCGGCGGCGCGGACGACGUGGGGGAAGGAGGAGCAGAGGACGACGACCACUACGAAGAGGAGUGGGCGGCCGGUAGCGGGCGGAAGCGGCGGCGCUCGGAAAAGGACCGCGACAAAAAGAAGCGUGUCAAGGGCCUGCUCGUCGGCGGCGCCGCUAUCAGGAGGCAGUCGACGGCGGGGAGCGCGCAGGACGCUACCGAGAAGCCGAAGGCGAAGCUCGUAGCAGAGGCGGGGACCGAGAAAGUAGCUCCCGGUCCCAAGAAAGUAGACGCCGGUGAGAAGACAUCACCACUGCCACCACCGAGCGCGGCCAAACCGUCGCCGCCGGCACUAGCGAAAAAGUUGGGCGGGCUCGUCGACUACGGCUCCUCGGACGACGAUGACGACGAUUGA